This is a messenger RNA of Dromiciops gliroides (monito del monte), 2595 nucleotides long. It is a transcript of the gene CD164, whose product is annotated as CD164 molecule. The transcript is spliced from 6 exons. The record is from RefSeq and is a predicted model, not a curated record. Lineage: Eukaryota; Metazoa; Chordata; Mammalia; Microbiotheria; Microbiotheriidae. Gene Ontology annotation, cellular component: lysosome; endosome. Bases 286 to 945 code for a protein of 219 amino acids.
ACGGGGCGGACGGAGAGAGAGAGGACACUCGGCAGACCGAACUCCCAGCUAGGUCGCUCCCCUGCCAGCUACCUCCACCGCGCGCCCUGCCCCAGCUUUCUCUCCCUGGCUCCGCCCCGCCAGGUCCUGGUUGGUCGCCCCGCCCCCUCGUGCCGAGCCCCCCCCUCGCCGUGGCCCCUCACGUGACCCCUGGGUGAGCCAGCGGGAAGUGGAGUCUCCGAGGCGGCGCCGUAGGGGGACGGAGUUUCUUCCGCAGCGGCAGUCCAUUGCCUGAGCAUCAGCGCCAUGAACGGGAUGCGGGGGCCCUCCGGGCCGCUCUUCUGGGCCGCCGCCGCCUGCCUGGCCGCGCUGUGCGUGCUCAGCGCUGCCCAAACCACAAUGCCUACGGCCAACUUAAACGAUUCCUCGUCGGCGCCGCCCACGCCGAAGCCCACUACCGCACAACCCACGGAGAAGCCCUCUCCUGAGCCCACGAAGAAGCCCACUUCCGAACCCACGACAGAGUCCGCCCCGACCCAGGCUCCAGCACCAGAAAGCUGUGAAGUACACACUAAUUGCAGUUCCUGUGUUGAGAGCAAAAAUGGCUCAUGCUUCUGGACAGUUUGUAAUGUAGGUGGUGGCUACUGUUCAGAAAAUGCAACAACUCCAAAUUGUACUGUUAUUAACAACUCAAGUAACUGUUUAGUGGAACCUACUGCUGGUCCAUCUCCAACUAAUUCUACAGCUAAACCUUCACCUGCAACCUCAACCAUCCCAGCUGUCACCACAGUUGUCACAUCAGGUGCACCAAACACUACUGUGCUUCCCACCUCUUCUCCAAGAAAAUCUACUUUUGAUGCAGCUAGUUUCAUUGGAGGAAUUGUUCUUGUGCUGAGUGUGCAGGCUGUAGUUUUCUUUCUCUAUAAAUUCUGCAAGUCCAAAGAACGAAACUACCAUACUCUUUAAGACACAACAUCAUAACAUGGACACAUAGUUUAUUUGUGUAGUUUAUUGAAACCAAAAUAUUACCUUUUGAGAUGUCCUACAUGGAAGACAGUGUUUCAAAAUCUUUAAAUCUCCAAAGGAUGCAUAUAGGAUAUUUUGGAGCAUCUUCCUUGAAGAAAAAGCAGUUCAAUCACUUGUACUCAACAGGAAUACUUAAAAUAUUCUUCAUGAAUCCUUGUGGCUGGCUGGCUUAUAUUUUAAGUGGCUGCUGCUGCUGUGGGAUUUUUGUUUUUUCCUCUUACCAUGCCUAUUGCAGUUUCGUUUUAGUUUUUUAAUUUGGAGGACUCACUGUCCUGAGUUGACAGUUUCCUAACUGCCAGCAGUUUAAAUUUAGUCAUUUUAAAGCCUGAAAGCUGCAUUAUUCCCAUUUUCACUCAGGAUGUCAGUUCAUAGACUAAAUUGUGAGAAGAAUGUGCCAAAUGAUCAGUUGGUGGAUUUUUGACUAUUGGUCCAAAAGUGGAGUCAAUUUGUGGGAGAACAAUACUCUUUAACUGUAUAUCCUUGAAGUGGAAUUUAGUGCUUGACAAACCUGUAUUUUUUUUUUCUACAUUAGAAAUAAGAUGCCAUACAGGAAGUUACAUUCCAGAUUUAAUGCAAAGGGUACAAAUCAUAAAUAAUAUAUAGCAGGUUAUUGUCCAUUCUUGAAAAGCACCUUAUCAUUGGGAAAACAAAGAACAGUGCCUUAAAGACAAGACAAAAACAAGGUAGACUGUGACUUUAAAUGUUUCUGUGAGCUGUCACUUUCUGAACAGUAGCAACAUGCACUCAAAUUUGGUAGAAACUCAGCCAUAUACUAUUAUGUUCUUUUAAAGUCUCAGCUACUUACAUUUUGAAACUAAAGAAUGUUAUAGGAACUUGAAAACAUUCAUAAGUUAAAUUCUUCAAUCUUUUUGUGUGUAUCUGCUAAAACAUUUUUAUGAGAUUUUAUUUUUAAAGGUACAGGAUCAUUUUAGGGAAAAUAUUAAGCAUAUCUUGCUUUACAUUUAUUUUCUAAAAAUUGUUUGUAUGUAGCUGCUGUACCUUUUAAGCAUUCCAAUUAAGCUUUCAUAGAAUUUUUAAAUUUGCUUUAUAGGGCAAGGAGGAAACAAGGACUGAAGUUUGAGAAUCAUUCACAAGUUCAUUCCUUAUUAAAAAGAGACAAUCAGAGUUUUCAGAUGGCAGAUAUGACUGGUGAAAUUUCAGGAAAUAACAGGUUUUUUUUUUAAUUGGAGCAGAUUCCUAUAGGUCUUAGAAUUGUUUGAUGGUGAUUCCCUUUAAGAUUAUUUUUUUUUAAAUCCCUGUACCUAUAAGGGAACACAUGCUUUGGAAUACAUCAAAUACUAAUUUUUCCAGUCUCAGAACAAAUUAGCAUUUUUAAUAAAGGUUUUCCUUCGUCUUUUUUCUCCAUCGAUACUCAAUUGGAUUUAGCCAAUAAGAGGCUUAAAACAGAUUUUAUUAUUAUUUUUUUUAGUUCAUUCUUAUAUUUGUCAUUUAGACCUUGAUGGCUUGUUUCUAGUACGACCUGCAGCAGCAGAUGGCAUUGCAUUGAUUUAUUUUUUUGGUGGGGGUGGUUGAACACCUGAAAACCCUUGCUCCAAUUAAUUGAAUUACAUUAAAGGUUUCUAAAAUGAA